AUGAUGCCUCCGCAGACCCCCCGGUCCAAGUCUACCAGAUCAGGGAGCAAUUUGACUCCCUCCUUUACGUUUGGCUUGGGGUUGCUGCCCUCAUUCAAGUUUGCAUCUCCCCGCAACAUGUCCUUGUUGAGCUCGCUCUCGCCUCAUCGCUUCUUCAACCGCCUCUCGAAGGGCAAAUCGGACUUGGAGCACAACAUGGAUCUUCCUGGCGAAUUGUCCCAACCAAUCGAACAUAUCCACAACAACAGAGACUCUUUUGAUCUUUCGUCGCCCAAAGCCAAGAACGCACUCAUUGAUGACAUUACCGAUGGCAAAUCUGGCUUUGAUGUCGACUCAACAGCAGAUCUGAUCUGUACCGCCACAUCGGUAGACCUCUGGUCGUUGGCCAACGACACACAGACGCAGAACGCCACCAUGAACUUGACGUCGAUCCACGAAGAGGCAUCCAACAACAAGGGUUCAGAGUUAUUCCUUUCCCCAGAUGAGCUUUUCCUUCAGGAUCCAGCGACCUUGCAACCAAAAGAAGCACAGCUCCUGUCUUCACCCAUCGAGAACGAUACAAAGAAGCCGCUAGCUUCGCGUAAACGAAAACUUUCAGACGCUCCAGAAUCCCCUUGCAAACUACUAGCCUCGCAGAUUGACAACUACGGUUCUCCUGUGACUCCGGCAACAUUCUCCGAUGUCACAGAAAAGUCAUCCAGCAAGAUCUGGACGCCCCAGUUGGAUGCAGCAUUAGCUUCCUGUUAUGCUAAAUACCUCCACUUCAAGGAGCAACAGCCUUCUGAAGCACUGGCUUUGAAACAUGCAUCGCAGAACAAAGUCUUGUCACGAAUGCUCUUCAAUAAGACUGGCAUCGAACGGACACCAAAGCAGGUCUCUUCUCGCUUGUUUCGCAUCAAUAAGAACCGCUCGGCAAGGUCUGCGUGUUCUGAAAUGGAUGUGCAAUCCACUGUGCAACUGAUUUCCAAUGUGCCAACCAUCGUGUCUUCUCCACUCGAAGACAUCCUGCUUUCUCCUCCCAACAUAGUAUCUCCCGACUUAGCCAUGGAGGAAUUUAACAUGUCCUUCAUUUACAAAUCCCAGAUUCAAGGCGAGCAUAGCUUCUCUAAGCUUGUACCCACCGAUCCCGGCAGCAUGAGUGUUCCAAAUAUAAUGGAUAUUAAGAAGUUUCUUCUGAUCGAAAACUCGGUCUUUUCUUCUGAUUUCGACAGUAUUUCCUCAAAAUUAUCGUCUCAACGUGUGCCUGUCUACUCAAUGACAAGUCAGAUUAACUUCAGGCCUAAUGAAGAUGCAACUUCUACUCCAGCAUCUCCUUCUACAAAUCCUAAGCUGUUUUCAAUCGAGAAUGGGAAGUUUCUGUGUCACUUGAAAAUGAAGGUUGCUCAACGCGUUUCGAACGAUGACUUUCUUUCCUGGAAAUCUUUCAUCACUCUUUACAAAGACACCAAUAAUGUUCUCCUUAGAUCCAGAGAACAGAUUAAUGGUUAUAAGACACAAGAUGGAUCAUUUGAACUCCAUGUUCCGUUCCUUAAUAAUUUCUGGGCUGGGUACUUAACUUUCUUGAGCAAUGGCUCAAAUGCAUUUGAUGAUCUCAAGGACAUCAAAAUCGUCCAAGUUAUAUAUAAUGGCGACGACGAUUCCUUCGGAACCAUCCAUGGUUACCUCACCUAUCGGUUUGACAUUGCAAGAAUGAAUCAAGGUAAUACAACUUGUAGUUGUAUUAGGUUACAGUCAAGUCCAGAUUUCAAUGUUGAUGACAACGAGACAGUGUUGGCUUCUUCGUCACCAGCAAAGCCACCUUCUUCAAAAGCUAACUUGUCUGUCGACACAGAGUUGGCUAAUAUGAACACCACUCCUGGGCCAAUGAGCAUUCCAACAUACAAUGCUUCCUUAUUGCAUAAAUUCAAUCCGAAUUACCAACAGCCCGACCCAAGGCAUCUUCUUUCAAUGAGACUGGUAUCUUCAUCAGCUAUAUACCAUCUGGAUGUUUCAUAUCAGAAGUCUCCGGAUGCCAUGAAUACACCCGCGAGUAUGUCCACACUGGGAGGUCGUCAUCAAUCUGCUGGCCAGAUUAUGCCCCAUCUUCCCCAUGAUGCGAUUCCCUUGGAACAGCAUCCAAUUCCUCCACCUUCUUUCCAGGCUGGCAUACCAAAUGGUCAAUUUCAGGCCCCCAUUUCGCAGCCACCUCAACAAGCUAUGUCACAUAAUCAGUUUCCGGUUCAUUAUGCGCAAGGUAUGCAUAUGAUGCCAAUAGGACAUGGUGAAGUUCCAAAAGAGAACAUGAGAUUCGAGCCUAUGGGCAAACCAAUGAAUGUCCCAGUGGCUCCACCUAUGCUGGGAGGACUAGUACCUCCUCAGCAAUGGGGAAUGAUGUAUCACGGGACAGAGCCGUUUGGACAACAGCCCAUCAACUCUGCACCUGCUUCUCAGGUUCAAUUCUUCCCCAAAAACUCUGCUCCAAUGGCAAUCGAUCACAAAAAUAUGACUAAAUCCGGGCCCACCAUCACGUUUGGCCCGAUCCUAGGCUACGAUCCUUCGAAAGACAUGAAGGAGCAUUCAAAGAAGCACAAGUCCACAAUCAAUUUCCACAAGUUCCUUCAGAACCCCCAGGUUAUGUACAAGCCCAAGAAGAAGUGA
Sungouiella intermedia is the source of this 2637-nucleotide messenger RNA. NCBI's taxonomy places the organism in Eukaryota, Fungi, Ascomycota, Pichiomycetes, Serinales, Metschnikowiaceae. The record is from the annotation of a GenBank genome assembly.